Drosophila kikkawai is the source of this 1763-nucleotide messenger RNA. Lineage: Eukaryota; Metazoa; Arthropoda; Insecta; Diptera; Drosophilidae. The record is from RefSeq and is a predicted model, not a curated record.
ACUCCUUCACCUGACCAAACAGUGCAGCCUCCAUCUACCCGUUCAGUACGGUCGCCUGAAAUGCUACACCGCUGCUAAGGGAGCCCACGUGCAGGCUAGAGUGCAAGCGUAGACCGAAGAACUAGACAGGACAGCCAAAACAGCACACACGCAGCCAGGUCAGGGAUCAGGCACAAUGGGUCGCACUCAGCGUCGUCGCAGCCACAGGAACACCAAGGAUUCCAGCUCCUUGCAUGCUCUCUACGUGGACCUCCACUCGCGGGGUUGGCAGAACUCCACAGGCCUCUCAGCCUGCAACUUUCUCCAGACGGGCAGAGGACUGUGCUCCAAGCGGGCCACGUUUGCUCCAGAGGAUGAGCUAAUACGGCUGCCCGUGGAGUGCCUACUAAGUAUAGCUACCCUGGAAUCCGACGAGGCUUUUAAAGAGCUCUUCAACAAGGAGUUCUUCGACAAGGAUGCCAGGAUCUCCUUUCAGGCUUUGAUAGCCUGCUACAUAAUGUACCAGAAACACCUGCAAGACUGUUCAAAUAGCUCGGUAUACGCCGCCUACCUGGAUACAUUACCCAAAAGCUACUCUACCCCCUACUUUUGCUCUAUACCGGAGCUACAGUGCCUACCUGAGGCGCUGCUGGAGCGAACUGUGGCCCAGAACCGGCAGAUAAAGGAUUAUUACGGAAUAAUCAAGAGUCUGGUGGGUUCCUUGAGCUGCCAGUGUUGUGGACAAAGCUACUGCCUGGAUAUUUGGACCCUGGCCGAUUAUCGGUUGGCUUACUUUGCCGUAAAUACCCGCAGCGUGUACCUCAGUGCCCGUUUUUUAAAGAAACAAAGCAGCCACUUUCAAGGCCUGCUCAGCGGAGACACCAACUUGGCCUUGGCUCCCUUCCUGGACCUCUUCAACCACUCGGAUUCGGUCCAGACCACCGCUGAGAUACAGUCUAAGGAUUAUGUGGUCACCCUGAAGUCCCUGCCUUUGGCUGAAACCAAACCUUAUGAGCAGCUGUUCAUCAGCUACGGCGCUCUGCCCAACUUCAAGCUUCUGACUGAGUACGGGUUUUGGCUGAAGGGUAAUCUCCACGACUAUUUUGAGUUCUCCUUGCUGGACAUCGAACACAUGAUCAAGCACCGCAAGGAGCUGUACUCCCAGAUCUACCACCGUAACAUCUUUAAGUUCAUAAGGGAGCAUAAUCUAUCUGACCAGAUGUUCGUACACCUGGGAGACGGCUGCUCCCACAAUUUACGGGUGGUUUUACACCUGAUCUUCAAGCAGCAGGCCUACUUUCCCAACAUCCUCAACCAAAUAGCCUUUGGCGAUGCCGAACAGUUCGAGGAUGUGCAGCCGGAGUUGGCGUAUCUUGUCAGGUACAAGGUGCAGGAGUAUCAGAUUUUUAUGGGAGAGCUGGAUAAACUACCCGAGCUGACGGAGAGUGGAUCUACUGCGCGAUCUUAUUUGGAAGAAUGUGUCCGUUACCUGGGCGACUUUGAAGCUAGGCAUUUUCCUGAUUUUGAUCAGUAAAACCAGGAAUCAGGAGGUACAAAGAGUUUAGAUUUGGAGAGGAAUGAAGUGUAACUUCUUCAGGGAUAUUUUUUUACUUUAAAAAGAAUUGAAAUGCUAUCAUUAUUAAUGAUUGAAAGCUUAAAAUAACUUCUUAUUUAGUUAAGAAUGAAGCAUAGAAUUGACUAGAACUUAAUUUUCUUUUUUAAAAAUUUUUUAUACAUGAAAUAAAUCUAAGAAGAAACGAAUAAAUCCCCACCAAGUUAUAAUA